Mandrillus leucophaeus (drill) is the source of this 715-nucleotide messenger RNA. Its product is annotated as P antigen family member 5. The coding region runs from base 217 to 612 and encodes 131 amino acids. The transcript is spliced from 5 exons. The record is from RefSeq and is a predicted model, not a curated record. NCBI's taxonomy places the organism in Eukaryota, Metazoa, Chordata, Mammalia, Primates, Cercopithecidae.
GCAGAGCUCUGCAGGGAGAAGUUGUGGCUUCAUUCUUUCCGCCAUCUUCAUUCUUUCUCACUGACCGAGACUCAGCCGGUAGGUCCGCAGAACGGUCUUCCUGGGAAUUCAGUUGUGAGUGAAUGUGUGGAGGAACCAGCGUUAGGACAGGUCCCAUAGCACGGUCUGUGGCUUUGAGGGAAAAGGGCCUUGUGGUCCGGCUUCUCCCAGGUCGCGAUGCAGGCGCCAUGGGCCAGUAAUCGUGGCUGGGCUGGAACGAGGGAGGAAGUGGGAAAUAUGAGUGAGCAUGUAAGAACAAGAUCUCAAUCCUCAGAAAGAGGAAAUGACCGGGAGUCUUCCCAGCCAGUUGGACCUGUGAUUGUCCAGCAGCCCACUGAGGAAAAACGUCAAGAAGAGGAAGCACCAACUGAAAAUCAGGGUAUUGCACCUAGUGGGGAGAUCGAAAAUGAAGGAGCACCUGCUGUUCAAGGGCCUGAUUUGGAAGCUUUUCAACAGGAAUUUGCUCUGCUUAAGAUAGAGGAUGAGCCUGGAGGUGGUCCUGAUGUCAGGGAGGGGACUCUGCCCACUCUUGGUCCCACUAAAGUGCUGGAAGCAGGUGAAGGGCAACUAUAGGUUUAAACCAAGACAAAUGAAGACUGAAACCAAGAAUAUUGUUCUUAUGCUGGAAAUUUGACUGCUAAACAUUCUCUUAAUAAAGUUUUACAGUUUUCUGCAA